Molecule: messenger RNA, 3370 nt
Organism: Fragaria vesca subsp. vesca
Lineage: Eukaryota; Viridiplantae; Streptophyta; Magnoliopsida; Rosales; Rosaceae
Product: splicing factor 3B subunit 1-like
Exons: 2
Coding region: 1-3108 (1035 amino acids)
Biological process (GO): spliceosomal complex assembly
Cellular component (GO): U2 snRNP; U2-type prespliceosome; U12-type spliceosomal complex
Molecular function (GO): mRNA binding
Source: RefSeq, a predicted model, not a curated record
AUGAACCCUUUUGAGCAGAACAACAAUGACGCAGACGACGACUCCAGGCUACCCCGCAAGCGGAGGAAUAGAUGGGAACAGUCGCCGGACCACGGUGAUGAUCGUCCCAAGAAAAUACCCAAAACGACGUCGGAUUGGGACUUGCCAGAUUCCACGCCGAAACCGAUGAGAAGGAACCGCUGGGACGAGACACCAAUAGACGCUCCGAUCUUCGAUUCCGACGCCACUCCGUCUCUUUCAAUCACCGCCACGCCGACUCCGAAAAGCUCAAGGUGGGACCAGACGCCCCAGGCCGCCGCGGCGGAUUUCACACCUGGAAAGACUCCCUUCGGCGGAGCCGGGAUCGCUACGCCGACGCCGGGAGGUAUCAAGGUCAUCACGCCGGAGGAGGAUUUGAGUGAUGAGCAGUUGGAUGCUAUGAUUCCGGCGGGGUAUAAGAUAAUGGAACCUCCAGCGGGGUACAAGCCGAUUAGGACUCCGGCAAGGAAGCUUCUCGAGACGCCAAAGACUCCGUUUUACACGAUUCCGGUGGAGAAUCGGGGACAGAUGUUUGAUUUGCCUAAGGAGACGCCGGACGGCGUGGCCCUGCAGCCGGAGGAUUACCAAUUUUUCGGGCCGUUGAUGAUUGAGGUAGAUGAUGAGGAGUUGUCGGCGGAGGAGGCGAGAGAUAGGAGGAUUAUGAAGCUUCUGCUGAAGGUGAAAAACGGCACGCCGCAGCAGAGGAAGGCAGCAUUGAGGCAGAUUACUCUGAAGGCUGUUGAGUUUGGUGCCGGGCCGUUGUUUGACCGCAUCCUGCCUCUGCUGAUGCAACAGGCUGCAGGAAAGGACCAGGAGAGGCAUCUUCUUGUGAAGGUAAUUGAGAGAGUGCUUUAUAAGUUGGAUUAUUUGGUGUGUCCUUAUGUGGAGAAGAUUCUUAUUGUUGUGUUGCCUUCAUUGAUUGAUGAAGACUAUUAUGCGCGUGUCGAAGGGAGAGAGAUUGUCUCCAAGCUUACUAAAGCAGCUGGUUUGGCUAGUAUGAUUGCAGCCUUGCGUAAGGGUAUUGAUGAUGCUGAUGAAUAUGUCAGGAACACAACUGCUAGGGCUUUCAGCGUUGUUGCUCAUGCUGUUGGUGUUCCUGCUCUCUUGCCUUUUGUGAAAGCUGUGUGCAUGAGCAAGAAAUCGUGGCAGGCACGUCACACGGGGAUCAAGAUUGUUCAGCAGAUUGGCAUCUUGAUUGGGCCGGCUGUUCUUCCCUACUUGAAGUCUCUGGUGGAGAUUAUAGAACAUGGUCUCAGUGAUGAAAACCACAGGGUCCGGACAAUUACUGCGUUAUCUGUUGCUGCUCUCGCUGAGGCUGCUGCCCCAUAUGGUAUUGAAAGCUUUGAAUCUGUAUUGAAGCCAUUGUGGCAGGGUACUAGGAGACACCAUGGUAAGGUUUUGGCUGCGUUCUUGAAGGCAAUUGGUUUUAUUAUCCCUCUUAUGGAUGAAACGUAUGCGAGUUACUACACAAAGGAAGUGAUGGUUGUUUUGAUUCGAGAGUUCAAGACUCCUGAUGAAGAAAUGAAGAAAAUUGUGCUUAAAGUGGUGAAACAAUGUGUAAAUACAGACGGUGUGGAGCGUGAAUAUAUAAGAGAUCAUAUUCUUCCUGAGUUUUUCAGAAACUUUUGGAUUAGAAGGAUGGCUUUGGAUAGAAGAAACUACAAGCAACUAGUUGAAACAACUGUGGAGCUAGCAAACAAAGUGGGUGCUUCUGAUAUAAUAGGGAGAAUAGUUGAGGAUCUCAAAGAUGACAGUGAACCAUAUAGGCACAUGGUUGUAGAGACAAUUGAGAAGGUGGUUGUAAAUUUAGGUGCUUCUGAUAUUCAUGAUAGGUUGGAGGAGCUUCUGAUUGAUGGUAUUCUUUAUGCCUUCCAAGAGCAGACCAGUGACGAUGCAAAUGUGAUGCUUAGUGGGUUUGGUGCAGUUGUGAAUUCUCUUGGCCCGAGGGUGAAAUCGUACCUUCCCCAGAUUUGUGGUAUCAUCAAGUGGCGCUUGAAUAACAAGAGUGCAAAGGUCAGACAGCAAGCUGCAGAUCUUAUCUCAAGGAUUUCUGUGGUCAUGAAGACAUGCGAAGCAGAACAACUGAUGGCUCAUCUUGGUCUAGUCUUGUAUGAGUAUUUGGGAGAAGAGUACCCAGAAGUUCUAGGAUCAAUUCUGGGAGCAUUAAAGGCAAUUGUCAAUGUUAUUGGUAUGACAAAGAUGACUCCUCCUAUAAAGGAUCUGAUUCCCAGGUUGGCUCCAAUUCUGAAGAAUAGGCAUGAGAAAGUUCAGGAGAACUGUAUUGACCUUGUUGGUCGCAUUGCUGACCGUGGCGCUGAGUUUGUUCCAGCAAGAGAGUGGAUGAGGAUCUGUUUCGAGCUUCUUGAGAUGCUGAAAGCUCAUAAGAAGGGUAUCCGGCGAGCUACUGUGAAUACUUUUGGGUACAUUGCAAAAGCCAUUGGUCCACAAGAUGUCCUGGGAACUCUCCUGAAUAAUCUCAAGGUGCAGGAGCGUCAGAAUCGUGUUUGCACGACUGUAGCAAUUGCAAUAGUAGCUGAAACGUGUGCUCCUUUUACAGUUCUGCCAGCUCUGAUGAAUGAGUACCGUGUCCAAGAGCUUAACGUCAGGAAUGGUGUUUUGAAAUCCCUGUCUUUCAUUUUUGAGUACAUUGGUGAAAUGGGGAAAGAAUAUAUAUAUGCGGUGACCCCAUUGCUUGAGGAUGCCCUCAUGGACAGAGAUCUGGUUCACAGGCAAACUGCAGCUUCUGUUGUCAAGCACAUGGCUCUGGGGGUAGCUGGAUUGGGUUGCGAGGAGGCGUUAGUCCACUUGCUGAACUAUGUCUGGCCAAACAUAUUUGAGACUUCCCCACAUGUUAUAAAUGCUGUUAUGGAAGCCAUUGAAGGGAUGAGGGUGGGUUUGGGUCCUGCUGUUGUUCUCAAUUACUGUCUCCAGGGGCUGUUCCAUCCUGCUAGGAAGGUUAGGGAGGCGUACUGGAAGAUUUACAACUCACUGUAUAUUGGAGCUCAAGAUGCUCUUGUGGCAGCAUACCCUUUGCUGGAGAAUGAGGAGCAUCAUGUGUAUACAAGGCCAGAGCUGACGAUGUUCGUUUGAGCUGCAUCACAGUUUCUAUGUAGCCAAGGUGCAGAGGUGUACUGCAAGCCCAAACUUAGUGAUGGGAUAAAGAAACUCGUUCAGUUGGCUAAACCCAACAAGGAUUCUUGCUUUUCCAUUAUCUUAUUUUGUGAUAUUUGAAUUUGUGAUGGACUUCUCUGUUGAAAAAGUGUUUUUAUUUUGUGUUUUACUUGUUUUCAGAUUCAACAAGAACUGGAGGUGGCUGAUUUGGGGUUUCCAAAGUGGUAAAAUACAGGCAAAA